Molecule: messenger RNA, 1815 nt
Organism: Trichoplax adhaerens
Lineage: Eukaryota; Metazoa; Placozoa; Uniplacotomia; Trichoplacea; Trichoplacidae
Exons: 26
Coding region: 1-1815 (604 amino acids)
Biological process (GO): peptide metabolic process
Cellular component (GO): mitochondrion
Molecular function (GO): metalloendopeptidase activity
Source: RefSeq, a predicted model, not a curated record
AUGGCAAAAGCACUCGUUGCAAGAAUGUUCGUUCAGAUGAUCCUCACCGAACCUCCAUCAGGGCGUAGUGUCGAUCUUCUGGAUCAGCUAUCAAAUGAAAUAUGCCUACUUGCUGACCUCGCAAAUUUUAUCAGGCUGUCACACUCUCAACCUGCAUUUGUUAGUGCUGCUGAAAGUACUUGCAUGACCAUGCUAUCGCUAGUGUCAAAGUUAAAUACCAAUGUGGGCCUUUACAAUGUCUUAAAAGAAGUUGUCGAUAAUAAAACCAUUGUUAAUACGAUGAAAGAAGAUACAAAGAUUGUAGCAAGAUUAUUAUUAAAUGAUUUUGAACAAAGUGGUGUUCACUUGGACGAUGCUACAAGAGAGAAAAAAGUGAAAUUAGAUAUGGAAAUUGUCUCAUUAUGUGAUCAGUUUAUUCAACAGUGUCAUGCACCAACUUUAGUAUCUGCAGAUCGGUGUCCGAAACAUUUAAUCAACAGUUUUAGAAGUAUUUCCAAUUAUGUUGAAGUUACAUAUACCUAUCAUGAUAGCCCACAAGAAGAUUUAAGAGAGUUCGCCUAUAGAGCUUAUAAUAGCUUUAAUUAUCGGCAAGAUGAUACCUUAAAGUCCCUGUUAAAAGUCAGACAGAAUAUGUCGCAACUUGCAGGUUUUAAAUCGUUUGCACAUCAAAUCCUUCUUGAUACUAUGGUUCAAACACCUGAAAACGCGUUAAAUUUCUUAAAGUCGGCUGCAAAUGCAGUUAAACAUAGAGUAGAAAAGGAACUUGAGGACAUGUUAAGAAUGAAGCAAUUGGAAUAUCCUCUAGCCAAGGAUAUUAAACCUUGGGAUGUAAACCAUUUUGCUUUAGCAAAUAAAAAAAUUAGACUUCCAGCAGGAGGUGGUUCAGUAUCCGAAUAUUUUUCGGUUGGCACUUGCAUGGAGGGACUAAAUACAUUGUUCAAGAAAAUUUACAAUGUGUCAUUGGUACCAGUGCGAUGUGGCCGAAAUGAGGGCGUCUACGAUGGAGACGGUGAUGUUUUAGGGUAUUUAUAUUGCGAUUUAUACGCACGCUACAAGAAGUUUUCGUCUUCGGAUUCACAUCAUACUAUUUCUGGAGGAAAGUUACUAGAAGAUGGAUCGUAUCAGCAAUGUUUGCGAGAACAAAAUAUCAACAUGUUACCGGUACAGCAAUUCUCUUCCUUGUUGGCCUUUAUUAGAUCAUUGCCUGGCUUUGAAGCUGUUAUUUUACAAAUUUUUAUGCUGACAGGCACUCGCUGCGCUAUAGAUUUUGCAGAAGUUCCAUCGGUAUUAAUGGAGCGUUUUGCCUCUGAUCAUAGGGUUUUAGCAGCAAUUGGACGACAUCAUGAAACAGGAAUGAUGUUGCCUGAUAAUGUCAUUAAGGAUUAUAUCGCCGAGCAAAAAUGUUUUACUGCGCUGGAUUUACAACAUCAUCUGAACUUAGCUAUAAUCGACCUGACACUGCAUUGUCAUUAUCCAUCAGAUGGAAAUAUAAACAACAUAGUGAACGAAAUUCUUGAAGAGUACUCUGCGAUUCCUUACGUCAAAGGAGCGGCUCCACAUUUACGAUUUGGGCAUUUUGGCCAUUAUGGAGCAAGGUAUUACUCUUACAUUUGGAGCCGAGCAAUUGCUUCUAUGAUAUGGACAGAAUGUUUCAAGGAGAAUCCAUUUUCGAGUGUUAGUGGUGAGAAUUAUCGUCGUAAAGCAUUAGCUUAUGGAGGAGGAAAAAUGCCCAAGUUAAUGGUUGAAGAUAUAUUAGGGCGAGAAAUAUCUAGUGAUGCCUUAGUGCAAGCAUUGGUUGAAGACAUUGAAUCUUAA